GGGGCAGAAGGAGGGCGUGAUGCAGCCAUUGAGCAGUACGUGGUGUGUGACGUCUGCAACAAGUGGAAGUGGCUGGCGCGCGCGAGGAAGGACCCGCUGUGCAGGUGCGGCGACCGCCUCCUUCAGGGAGAUGAGCCAGGCGAAGGUGUCGACAGUGGCGCAUCGACGCCAGGGCCCCCCCCGCUGCAGAAGAUCUUGGGGGCGCUCCAAGGGCUGCUCGGACCUCCGCAGCUUGCGAAGUUCAAGGAGCAGAACCUGUCAGCGGACGCCUUGCCUGAGCGCGAAACGGAGCCCGAUGCCGCCCCUGCUUUGUCCCGCAGCGUCGGCUUGGCCAAGAGGGCCUUGCAGCGUGCCAUUGCGCACAAGAAGGAGCGCCAACACAAGGUGGGCCAGCUCAAGGAGCAGCUCGCCCAGGCCGAGGCGAACCUGGACGUGGCAGUCUCACAGGAACAGGCCGCCAAGCAGGAGGCGGCGAGGAAGUCGCAACAAUGGGCGGAGCUCGUCAACCCCGAUGGCGCCAAGUGCAUCGUCAUCGAGGAUGAGUCCUUCGCGCCGCGCGACCAGCAGGCCCUGCAGGCCUUCCUGGCGCAGCACCCGCAGAUCGCCGCCAAGUGCGGUCAGCAGGUGCCCAAGGCGGCCGCGGCCCCCGUCGGGCCGCAGGGGGCCGCCAGGGCCGCCGCCGCAGCCGCCAGCGGCGCACCGCCCGCGGCCCGUGGGCCCGCGGCGGCGCCAGCGGCGGCCAUGGGCGGCGGCAAGGGGGCGCCGCCGCCCGCGCCAGCCCAGGGGGUGCCGCGGCCGCCGCAGCCGAUGAGGAACCCCACCCUGGGGGCCGCAGCCGCGGCCCCGCGGCGGCGGUGGCUGCCGAGCAUGAAGAGGGUGGUCGCAGCCGUGCCCACGUUGAUGAUCGUGCUGGCGGGGCUUUUCGUGACUAACGCCACCACGACGGCCAUGAAGUACGACCCGAGCCUCGCCAUGAUGUUCGGGUACCGCACUUUCUCCCAGGCCAAGGGCUCUCGAACGGGAGCCACUGGGAAUCUCGCGUUCUAUUUCGCCAACAUUACCCUGCGGAAUGCACGGGCCAAAAAUUAUAUCCUAGACUCGCGCUUCUUGGCGGAUGUUUGCAUUUUGACAGAGGCGCACCUCGCUCUGAGCAAGCAUGGGCCCGUUCGGAAGCAGUUUAAGAAGAAGGGUUGGAAGACCUACGCUUGUCCAGCCAUCAGCGCAGCCGAGGGGGGCCAG
This is a messenger RNA of Prorocentrum cordatum, 1239 nucleotides long. NCBI's taxonomy places the organism in Eukaryota, Dinophyceae, Prorocentrales, Prorocentraceae. The record is from the annotation of a GenBank genome assembly.